Dendrobium catenatum is the source of this 1250-nucleotide messenger RNA. RefSeq lists its product as uncharacterized. The transcript is spliced from 6 exons. Lineage: Eukaryota; Viridiplantae; Streptophyta; Magnoliopsida; Asparagales; Orchidaceae. The coding region runs from base 279 to 986 and encodes 235 amino acids. The record is from RefSeq and is a predicted model, not a curated record.
GAAAGAUCUUCGAAUGUGACUGCGACCUUCGCCUUCUCUACUUGGUCUCCUCCUCUCUGCUUCACCGUUCAAAUGUUCGUGGCUCUAGAACAAACCAGAUAUCCUCCAUUUCUCUUCUACCCCUUGCGAUCUUAUUCUUCCUAUAUCUGCGUUCACUGCCUCUUCAUCCAACUUUCCUGGCCCGGGAAAAUCGAACUACAUGGCCGUUAAGGCAGUCUUUGGUCGUUUGAGUAGCAUAUAAAUUAGUUCAAGUUCAACCUAUUUGCUAUGUUUCAACAAUGCUGACCAUGCAUGUUUCAUCAGCAAUCAGAAACGUUGGGACUACUGUAGAUGCAAAAAAAUUAAGUCAGAUUAGUCAGGGCAUCUUACAUGCUAAUGUCAAAAGGAAUGCUUUAGUUCUUCACACGUCCUCUGAGAGCAAUUGUUUAUCAACACUGCCUUUGUGUACUGGCUUUUAUUACUAUUCUGUACGAGCAUCAGGUCAACUCAUGUGGAGGACUUCAAAGCAAUAUCAUUGGCAAAUUUAUGCAUCAUCGGAAGAAGAAUAUCGUUCAUCUCGCAAUAUUGCAGUAAGUCUUUUGAGGCGGUAUAGGAAUGUUAUCAACCGAGGAGGUAAUGACAACUUGAAGGAGUUUAUUGAUGCUGGGGUGAAUGCAUAUGCUCUUGGUUGCACUGAUGAGAGUUUGAGGAGAGAACUUUUGGACAUGAAGAAUUCUGGAAUAGAGGUUGACGGGUUGCAAUCUUAUGGAGGAGGCACUAGUGUGACAUAUAAAAUUGUUUCAGAGGAGGUUCGAGAAUGUAUUUUAUGGUUGAGCAUUGUAUUCAUCACUAUUUUGUGCACGCCACAACCAACCAUUGUCAGGUGGUCUUCUACGCCACCUGUAUCCACUGAAGUAAUGCAUCAGUGGAAAGGAUUUUGUGCUCUAAUAGCUAAUGCAUAUUAUAAACGAGGAAUGGCCUGGUUAGCACAUCUCUCUCUGAAGUAGGGAUGUCUACCAGAAGCAAUACUUGGCCAGUAUAAUGAUCUGGUGCAGUGAAAGUUGGAAUAUUUGUAGGAAAUUUUAGGGUGAGGAGCUGGCAUGGUGGCCUGCGUAGUGAAUUGAGAAAUCUUCUAAUACUAAUCCGGCAUUGCAGUACUUAGUUUGUUUGUUAUGGUAUUUCGUUGUUUUAAAACAUAACUUUUUUGCCUUGUAGGUGUUAGUUUUUUUGCUUCUGGUGAGGCAAGACUUAAAAUAUCGCCUCAUACUAUA